Messenger RNA from Plasmodium vinckei vinckei, 3729 nucleotides. RefSeq names its product ABC transporter F family member 1, putative. Bases 1 to 3729 code for a protein of 1242 amino acids. The record is from RefSeq and is a predicted model, not a curated record. Gene Ontology annotation, cellular component: ATP-binding cassette (ABC) transporter complex. Lineage: Eukaryota; Apicomplexa; Aconoidasida; Haemosporida; Plasmodiidae. The transcript has a single exon. Gene Ontology annotation, molecular function: ATP binding; ATP hydrolysis activity; ATPase-coupled transmembrane transporter activity.
AUGUUUAUUGAACUUUUAAUAUGGGUGAUAAUAUACUAUUUAUUAUUUAGUAACGGUAUAAAAAUUAAUCGAAGUAAUCAAAGCUUUUUAAAUACCUCAAUUUUUAAAGACCCUAUAUCGAAAAAUUAUACAAAACAGAUAAGAAAACAAAAUGGCAAUUCAAAGAGUGUGUCAAAAAUUUUAUGUAAAAAAAAGAAAAGAAAAUUCCCUAUUCUAAAUGUGCAUACUGACGAUUAUAGCAAUGAUGAAGAAUUUGAUGGCGUUGUAGAGGAUGAAAAACUAGACGCAGGGGAAUAUGUGCCUGAAGAAGAAAGUGAUGAUUGGUGGGAUAUACAAAAAAAUAAUUAUAAAAAACUUUUAAAUUUAGAAGAACUUGAUGAAUAUACCAUUCUAUCACCAAAAUAUAAUAUUAAUAUAUAUAAUGUGUUAGAAAAAAAUUAUAAUAAAAAAGAUAAAAAUAAUGUAAUAUUAACAAUUAAUAAUUUAAAUUAUGAAAUAGGAAAUAAAAGUUUAAUAAAUAAUUUAAAUUUAACUUUAAAUAAAUCAGAAUGUAUUGGGUUAAUUGGAAAUAAUGGAUGUGGAAAAUCAAGUCUUUUGAAUUUAAUUUUUGAAAGCUCAGCAAAUACUAAUAAACAUAUAAUAAUUAAUAAUAAUGUAAAAAAAGAUAACACAAUAAAAAGUACCUCUACAACAUAUAUAGACUCAUUACUUAAUAAAAAUGAUUUUACUAUUCUCUAUAACUUAUUAUCAUAUAUGAAACGAAAGUCAUUAAAAUUAAGUUCUAUGCCGGAUUUAAUAAAAAGUAUGAGUAUUUCCGAGUUUGAAAAGUUGAAUAAACAAAAUGAAGAAAAUUAUAAUAGUGAAUUAUUUUAUUAUAAAAAUGAUAUAUUUUAUUUUAAACAAAAUAUACACUUAUUAGGAAAUAAUAAUGCUACUGUUUUUGAAAAGGUUUUAAAAUUUUAUCAACGCACACUAGAAAAAUAUGAUAUCCUAAAUUAUAUUGAAGAAAAUAUUAGUAUGUACAAAAGUUCAGAUUAUUUAAAGAAGUAUAAGAUUGGGGAAGUAAACGAGGGGAUUGGAAAGAAGGACAACAAAAUUGGUGAAGCCCAAAUUUCGUCAGAGGAAGAACAAUUUUUAAAGUCUAAAUAUUUUGAGUAUGUUUUAAAAUUAUAUAUGAAUGAAAAGGAAGACAUUUUUAAAGAUAUAAAUAAUAUAAAAAUGAAUUUAAAUAAAUAUUUAAAUAUUUUAAAUUUAAAAAAUUUUUUACAUGUAAAAUUAUGUGACUUAAGUAAUGGAUAUAUUAUUCGUGUAUAUUUAUUGUUACUCCUUUUAAGUAAGCCUAAAUUAUUAUUAAUAGAUGAAAUAAAUAAUAAUAUGGAUAUAUUUAAUAUAUUUUUUAUUAUGAAUGUAUUUAAAUAUGCAUUAAAAUACACAAACAUUGGUAUUAUUUUGGCUAGUCAUGAUUUUUUCCUAAUAAGUAAAUUAUGCAACCGAAUAUUAGACUUCAAUAAAAUAUCAGGAUAUGAUAUCGAUUUUAAUAAUAUUUCUCUCUUAAAAAAAAUUAAUCAAAAUAAUAACUAUGUAAAAGAUGCUAAAAUUAAUGAUCAUUCAACUUUAUCCAAUAUUAAUGAACAAUCAUCUGGAAGAGCCUAUUCAAAUCUAACCUUUUUUAAAGGGAACUAUAGUCAAUAUCUAAAUAAUAUGAAAAUAUUAUUUAAUAACAGAAAAAAAAAAAAAGAAGAACUCAAAAAAAUAAUAGAUCAAUUAAAUGCUUCUAUAUUAAAAAUUAAAAAAAAUAAUAAAAAAGAAUUUUUAAAAAGUUCAUUAAAAAAAAAAGAAGAAGAAUUAUCUUUAUAUCAAAAUAUUUAUGACACAUUUUUUAACAUGACAUUAAAUUAUCAGCAUAUGUAUUAUAACUUAAUUUAUAGUAAGAAGAAUAAAAAGGGGGACGAAAACAAAUACAUACCUUUUUCUCCUAAAAACGGUAAGCAAAAUCAGAGCAUGAUUUUUAGAGAAAAUGAAGAAGAAAGUGCCAGAAAAAGCCAAGAUAGUCAAGCUAGCCAAACUAGCCAUCCCUACGAAAUAGAUGAAAACAGCUCACUUGGAGAGAAUCCAAAUCAGUACCACGAAAUGGAAAAUAGUAAAAACACAUCAGAAGAAAAUACUGAAUCAACAUCAAUUGAAGAAACGGAUGAAAAAACAUUUGUCUAUAACCAAUUUAAUGAUGUAGAUGGAGAAAUGAAUAAAAAUAUUUUAAUAGAUAUGUGUAAAAAAAUAAAAAAUAAUGAAUUAAUAAAAACAGGAGAAUUAUAUUCUACAAAUAAUGUUGCUUUAUAUGAGUUUGAUAAUUUCUCGUUAUACUAUUUAGACAAUAAAAAUUAUGAUAAUGAGUCUGAAUAUAUUGGAGUGCCAACAGAGGGAAGAAAAAAAUAUAUAUUUAAAAAUUUAAAUUUAAAUAUUAAUAGUAAUGAAAAUGUAUUAUUAUUAGGAAAAAAUGGAAUAGGGAAAUCAACACUUUUUAAAAUAUUAACAAAUAAAUAUGGCUUUAUAAUGAAUAAUAAUAAUGACUAUGGUAAAAAUAUUAAUAAUAAAAAAAGUAUAUAUGUGUAUGGAGAUACUAAUAUAAGUAACAGUUUUGAUGAGAUCGAAGAAGAUGAGAUAGAUUCUAACUUUGCAAUAGACACAAAUAUAAGAUUUGAAGGAAAUAUUAAUUGCAAUUUUAAUAAUGUAUUAUUAACUUAUUUUGAGCAAAAUAUGAUUAAAAAACUAAAUUUAGACAUUGAUGAUUAUUUUAAAUAUUUAAUUGAAAAAGUAAAAUACCAACCAAUUAACUUUUUAGAAGAUCCAGAUUUUGAUGAUACUCCUUUUGAUCAAGAUGUGUUUUUUUAUUAUAUUUUAAAUAAAACAAAACCAGAUUAUAAUGACAAUAUUAAUAUUAAUAUAGAUGAAAAAAUAAAAUCUUUAUUAAAAAUUUUUUACAUUGAUAGUGAAACAUCAAUUAGUGAAAAAAGUGGAGGAGAAAAAGUUCGUAUUUUAUUUCUUUCAUUAUUUUUAAAAAAUUCAAAUUUAUUAUUACUAGAUGAAAUAAACAAUAAUCUAGAUAUAUAUUUAAAAAACCUUUUGUUAAAUUUUUUAAAUUAUAUAUAUCAAGGAAGUUAUAUAUUAACAACCCAUGAUUUUUACAUAAUCAAUAAUCUAAAUAAUAUACAUAAAAUUAUAUACAUAUUUGAUUAUCAAAAUGUUUUUACUUUUUAUAAUGUCAAUGAUUUUGUCAAAAAUUUUUACAGUUUUAUUUUAAAUUCCUUUAGUGCCCUUAAAAAUAUGGAGACCAAUGAUUCUGCUCAUAGCAAAAAUGAAAUGCAUACAAAGUAUGUCACUUCUCAGGCUCAUAAUCCGAAAAUAAAAAAUAAUAUGGAAAAAAUAAAUUAUACUAAUGAAUUAACAUUAAAUAAUACACUAAUUAACAAUUUGAAUGAAAUGGACAAAGAAAGUAAAGAACUAAAUCGACAAAACUAUGGAAAAGAACUUUAUGAUAGUUAUGAUUUUAAAAUUUUAGAAUUUUUAAAAAAUCAAUUGAAAAAAGACAAGAGUGAAAGAAAAAGCUUUGAAGAAAUAAGCCCUUUAGAAGAAGAAGUUUUUGAAAAAAAAAAAAUUAAUAAAAAAAAUUUUGGUGGAAAGGGAUUAUCAGGAAAAGUAAAAAUAAAAAAUUGGAAACGAUGGAAAAAGUGA